AUGAAUAAAGAUUCAAAUGAAGAAGAGGAUCCUUAUAAUGCAAGGAUUGAGAAAACAGGCUGCUUUCAAGAGAAUGAAAGAGUACUGAUAUGCUAUUAUGAAAACAAAGACUGGAGAAAAUGUAAAGAGGAAAUGCAAGCUUUUAGAGAUUGCUUUAUAAAAAACAAGAACAAUGCAGGCAGUAAAGAACUUAGUGAAUCCAAAAAGUGA
Molecule: messenger RNA, 210 nt
Organism: Rhizopus microsporus ATCC 52813
Lineage: Eukaryota; Fungi; Mucoromycota; Mucoromycetes; Mucorales; Rhizopodaceae
Exons: 1
Coding region: 1-210 (69 amino acids)
Biological process (GO): mitochondrial respiratory chain complex IV assembly
Cellular component (GO): mitochondrial intermembrane space
Source: RefSeq, a predicted model, not a curated record